Thunnus maccoyii (southern bluefin tuna) is the source of this 1134-nucleotide messenger RNA. Its product is annotated as lysophosphatidic acid receptor 4-like. Gene Ontology annotation, biological process: phospholipase C-activating G protein-coupled receptor signaling pathway; positive regulation of Rho protein signal transduction. The coding region runs from base 178 to 1065 and encodes 295 amino acids. The transcript has a single exon. Lineage: Eukaryota; Metazoa; Chordata; Actinopteri; Scombriformes; Scombridae. Gene Ontology annotation, cellular component: membrane. The record is from RefSeq and is a predicted model, not a curated record. Gene Ontology annotation, molecular function: lysophosphatidic acid receptor activity.
GCAACUCUUCCUGGGCUGUUUCCUGUUUCAACGUUCUCUGUCACUUCAUCUUGUAGACACAACCUUUAGACACAAUUUUCUUCAUACAUCUGAUUCAGAUGAAGGCGGGGUGACUGUCAUUUCUAUCGCAGUUACAUUCGGUCGCCAUCACUUCUGCAUUUCACACAGAAGCAAAACAUGCCCAACAAUACCGUGCACGACAAUGCAACAGACCUGGAAAUGAACAGAGCUUAUGCUGUGGUGUUUGGAUCUGUUAUUGUGCUGGGUUUGCCUCUCAAUGCUGUGUCACUGUGGAUUCUGCUUCGCCGCCACAGCCUCAAAUCCUCCAGUGCCAUCUUCAUGGUCAACCUGGCGAUCUCGGACCUGCUGCUGGUCAUCUCCUUGCCCAUGAGGGUCUACUUUUACGCCACAGGAAGCUGGCCUCUGAGCAUUAUGGCAUGCAUCUGGAUCACAAUGCUCUUUCUCAACAACAUCCGCUCGAGCUCCAUUUUCAUCACCUUCAUCAGCUUGGAUCGGCUGCUGGCUGUGGUUUAUCCUCUGAGGUCACGCCAUCUGCGAACUCCUUCCAACGCCUGGAAAUCUGUUGCACUUGUUUGGCUGUUUGUGCUUGUGGUGAACAUACCUGAGAGCUUUCACUUUACAAGAAGCAUAAGAGACUCCAACGAAUCUACCUGUUUUGAAUUUCGUGAACCGAAGCUGCUUCAAUCAAAUCUGUCUUACAUUCAGCCUGUGCUAGUGGUCACCCUGCUGGCAGUCAACCUUGUGUCCACUGUUUUGGUGUCUUGCACUCUACACAAACGUCUCAAUGACUCUGCAAAGGUCAACAACAAGGUGAAUGUCAUGCUGAUUUUUGCCAUGAACUUGAUGAUGUUCACUGUGUUUUUCUUGCCUGUGUCUUUGGUUGUUUUUUUUCAAAGUGGGAAACAUUUUUUCACGCUGCUGAUGUGUCUCGCUAGUGUGAACUGUUGUUUGGAUCCACUGUUGUAUUACUUCUCUCUUGAUGGUUUCUGGAAGAGAAAAGAGGAUGCCGACACCUCUGGACAGGCGCCAUUAAAUACUCUUUAAACUGAAUGUAUAUCUCUUUUUUUUGUUGUUGUAUAAAGGAUAUGUGAAAGAAAAACUUUACAAGAUGGA